Messenger RNA from Silurus meridionalis, 513 nucleotides. Its product is annotated as G-protein coupled receptor 22-like. The transcript has a single exon. Gene Ontology annotation, molecular function: peptide binding; G protein-coupled receptor activity. Gene Ontology annotation, cellular component: membrane. The coding region runs from base 175 to 513 and encodes 112 amino acids. Lineage: Eukaryota; Metazoa; Chordata; Actinopteri; Siluriformes; Siluridae. Gene Ontology annotation, biological process: G protein-coupled receptor signaling pathway. The record is from RefSeq and is a predicted model, not a curated record.
ACAGUCUUGCCACUUAAUCCCAGUCCAGCAAUAUCCACCACUCCAUUGGGUCCCACAGCUACUCCUGCUCCACCCAGUGUUGGUGUAGGGGCCUCGGUGUCAGCCAUCUUGGCUCUUCGCCGAGCUGUCAGACGCCACCGAGACCGAAGGGAACGUCAAAAACGUGUCUUCCGCAUGUCCGUCAUAAUUGUCCUCUCGUUCCUCCUGUGCUGGGCUCCUCUGUCCAUUACACCUCUCCUACAUCUGGCCAUCGGACCCUCUGAUUGGCUGGAGCGCCUCAGGGUCUGUUUCCUAGUGCUUGCUUACUGGACAGUGGUGCUUCAUCCGCUGCUGUACGCGUUCACACGGCAGAAACUGCGCAAAGUCCUGCACACACGUCUACGCAAGCUGCAUAACAGAAACAACAACACGCAGCACACCGUGGCCCAGAUAAAGCAGAGAAAUCGCCGCAAGCACAGGGCAACCUGCAGCGAUGCUACUGACCGCUGCCUAAUGGACGCAGUCCGUGAGUGA